Messenger RNA from Metarhizium album ARSEF 1941, 1266 nucleotides. RefSeq lists its product as uncharacterized. The transcript has a single exon. The record is from RefSeq and is a predicted model, not a curated record. Bases 1 to 1266 code for a protein of 421 amino acids. Lineage: Eukaryota; Fungi; Ascomycota; Sordariomycetes; Hypocreales; Clavicipitaceae.
AUGGCCGACUCGAACAUGAGCUACAUGUACACUGCCACGGCUUAUGCCGCCCUGCUGGGCCUUGGCUUUGCCAUCUAUCAUGUUUCCACCAAAAAAGCCAACGGAAGAACUGCGGCCAAUCCCCCACGCAUUGCAAGGACCCGACAAAAUGAGCCACGCAGGGAGGAUAGAAAGAAAAAGCAACGCCUAGAGACCUUCACCUCUGAGGCCCAGGAAGCCUCCAAGGCCAAAGCUCGAACCAAUGCUGCCGCUGGGCCCCCUCCGGCUCAAUCCUCUGUAGACGAUACGCCAGACGAUGGGGUGGACAAUCGCGAAUUCGCCAAGCUGUUGGCAAAGGCCAAGGAAGGCAAGAAGUUUAGCCACAAUACGGAGGGAGGCAAGCACAAGGAAAAGUCUGUCAAGCAGUCCCGGGCGAACCAGCUGUAUAGCAACGUUGUCCAGGAGAAGCCGACGGAUACCGGUGCCGAGGCCGAUGAUGAUCGGUCCUCAGUCGAGUCCCCAGUCGAGUCUCCUCAGGAGUCUCCAGAAGCUCGCCCCGUGGAUGCCUCGGGCAUCAGUGAUAUGCUUGAGCCUGCCGCUGCUGGCCCUUCUGUCCUGCGGAUUACCGACGCGGACAAGCAAAAGGAGAAGCUCAAGACAACCAAGGCACCUCAAAAGACGGAAUCCAAGAAACAACGGCAAAAUAGAAAGAAGGCGGAAGCUGCCAAGCAAGCACGUGAAGAGGCAGAGAAGGAGCGCAGGGUCUUGGAGGAGAAGCAGCGACGAACUGCACGCAUAGCUGAGGGACGGCCGGCCAAAGAUGGCUCCCAGUUCAAGCCCACCAACGGCGACAGCUCCUGGGCCAAAGGCGGUCCCAAUGGAACUGGUGCCAAGCCCGUCGAGAACGGUGAAAAGUCCUUGCACCAGCCUCUGGAUACCGUGGACAAGGCGGCAGGUGAAGUCAAGAGCCAACAGGCCCAAGCACGGUCCGAGAAUUCGUGGAUUACCUCUCUUCCCUCUGAGGAGGAACAGCUCGAGAUGCUCAAGAACGACGCUGACGAGUGGAGCACUGUCCCAGCCAAAUCCUCUCGGAAGAGCAAGAAAAGCUCUGGCGGCUCUGGGGACGAGGCGCCCAAGCAGCCAGCUGCUCAAACCGACAAACCCACGCCUACACCUGCACCAGCGCCAAAACCGACAUCCAAGUCUGGUGCUCCUCAGAGCUUCGGUGCGUUCUCAGCACUCGAUGACGGUGCAGCCGAAGAGGUAGAGGAGGAGUGGGACGUCUAA